AUUUGUGAUCGAGAGAAGCAAGCGGGAAAAACAAAUCGAAAGUUUUGAAGAAAAAAAACGCUCUUUCUCUGUCCUCUCUUUGCUGCCAUAGUUCUCUACUCGUUCUCUCUGUAUACAACACAAGCUACGAACUUAUCAGCACCCUAUUUUGCGUUUCCCGGGGAAUUUCAAAACCCUAAUUUUCGUUUUCGGAGUUUUCUAACUCCUCGCCGGAAAACUGAAACCCUAGGAUUUUUCCCCUUUUGGUUCUUGGCGUCGAAAUUUGCGACAUUUACAUGAUUUGCGUAGCGAUUUCGUUCACUGAAGAUGACUAAGGGUACCUCGGAACCGGGGGGUAGUGGAAGCGGUGGCUUCCACGCGGUUCACGCGGAGCGUGACCUAGAAUCGAAUUGGGAAGUUAACCUCGCCAAGAAACUUGAGGAGUAUUUGCUGAAAAUCUGUUCCGGCGAGAUCACUGGCGAAGAAGAAGGACAUAGUCCCGUGAAUUUUGCCGAAGCUGCUCUGCUGCUUCAGGGUUCCAUGCAGGUGUAUAGUCGGAAGGUGGAAUAUCUCUACACCUUGGUCUUGCGUGCUUUGGAGUUUCUUUCUCAGAAAAGAAAUCAGGAUCAUAUAGAUGGGGCAUCAGUCCAACCUGAAGAAAGUGGUCCCCGUGCAGUUACCGAUGAAGAAAAUGAUCAAUUCUGGGGCUUGGAUGACAUCCCAGUUGAAGAAAAGAAUUCCUUGGAUGCUACAACAGGCAAAGUGAAUUUAGAUCACUUUAUUAAACCUCCUGCAAAUCUAGUUGUUCUUGAAGGUGACUGCUUGGAUGCUGGUGGUGAUGGAGGGGAAUUGGAGUCUUUUCUGUUGUCCACCACAGACCUGUACCAGGACUUUAUUUUAUUGGACACAUCUGAUGCUAUUGCAGUUCAUGAGUUUUUGAAGAGCAGCAAAGCUGCCACAACUCAAAAUGAUGCUAAUAGAGGAACCUCAGCUCGUAAAAGCUUUCUUUCUCCAGGACAUACUGGUGGAAGUGCUCGUAGAUUAUCAGCUGCUAAGAGUCAGGGUGCUAAUAACUGCUCCCCUAAACUUAAUUGUGGCUUUAAUGAUGAAAAUGUCCGGUCCAGUUCUCCUGCUUCUGCUGGUCUUGAUGACUUCAAUUAUGGAUUUGAUAUGGAUCAUGGAUGUGAUGCAUCUAGGGAUUCAGACAAUUCAGACGAAGAUAAUGAUGAUCCAUGGAAACCUUUAAAUCCUCAUGAACCAGGCAACUUAAGGGUGAAGCCAUUCAGAAAAGUGAACACUUUAAAAAAGAAUAGCAUCAAUGUCAGACUACCAGUUUCUAUGAACACCUUGUUUCCGCUUGCAAAAUUGCGUGGUCCUAUCAGUCCAGAGCUCAUGGAAAUGUGGGAGAUGCGGCAUCUUGUCCAUGAACGACAAAGGGAUUCUCAAGCUCCAUUAUAUGAGAAGCUGAGGCAAUCUCUUGUUAAUGAGGGGAAUGAAACUGGUGGAACAUUUUUUAACUCUGAAGCUGAGAAUGAUGACAAUGAAUAUGAUGGUGGAAAUCCUGAUUUUGAUAUGCCGGACAAUGCUUACAUGGAAGAAGAUCUACCAUCUUUCAGUAAUGAGCAUGAAUUUGAUGAUGCUCAUGUCAACCCUGAUGAAGCUGUGGAUCUUUCUCAGACUAGUUUGGAAGAUCUUUGCCGCUCUCACCUGAAUGCUCUCUUAGCAAGCAUUGCUGAAACUGAGAAGCAAACUGAAAUGGCUACAAGGGUUUCAGCGUGGAAACAAAAAAUUGAGGACAACCUGGAAGAACAGGACUUGCAUCCACCAUUUGAUAUCCAAGACUAUGGUGAGAGGAUUCUUGACAAGUUCUCCCUGCUUUCCCUUGAAGCAAGCAGUAGUGGUGUCCUAUCCUUUUCUGAUUUAGUGAAGGGUCAAAACAAGUAUGAUGUGGCUCGAAGUUUUUCUUCCCUUCUUCAACUGGUAAACAAUGGAGAUGUAGCUCUAGAGAGAAAUGGAGUUGAUGGGUCUGUCUGCUACUCAUCCGUUAAUCCCUUUCAUGUUAAGCUCCUUAAGCAAAACAGUAAGGAACGGGAGGGUGUGCAGCUUCGUUUGCCAAAAAAGAGAGCAAAGUCUCCAACAAAAAAUCCCUCCACACAAGGUGACAAGAACAAAACUGUAAGAAAAAAGUCUCCCUCGUCUUCUAGACAUGGAUCAACCGGGGUGUCACCACCAACAAAUUGUAAGUUUUCUGUAAAGCUUGGAAAGGUGAGUGGCAUGAAGUCCCCCGAAGCCAAAAGAAGGCGUAGAUCUCAGUAUGUUGAACCAGUUAAUUUACAUUCAACAGGGUGACAGUGACAAUAGCUGCUUAUAUAGCUGCUUAUAGCACUCUGCCCCCUGAAUGGUUCGAGACAUUUGCUAAAUGUCUUAGGCUUAGUUAAGUUAUGAAUUCAUUACAGUUCUAGUUAUCACUAAAUACUAACAUCCAUCAGUUUACCCUGUAUCAAUAUUGCUGUUGACGACAUUAACAUAUUGAUGUAAUGAUAUCCCCAUGUAACACCAUGAAUUUUUAUCAAUGUAAUAAUAACUCUUUGUCCAUGCCCAAUAUGUUAAUGUCAGUCAGCUUUACUUGUCAAUCCCUAUAAAAUGUCAUCAGGUUGAAACUAAAAGUAAAAUCAUGUGAUUGCUAGCUAA
Messenger RNA from Glycine soja, 2670 nucleotides. RefSeq names its product condensin-2 complex subunit H2-like. Gene Ontology annotation, cellular component: condensin complex; nucleus. The record is from RefSeq and is a predicted model, not a curated record. Bases 307 to 2328 code for a protein of 673 amino acids. The transcript is spliced from 11 exons. Gene Ontology annotation, biological process: mitotic sister chromatid separation; meiotic chromosome condensation. NCBI's taxonomy places the organism in Eukaryota, Viridiplantae, Streptophyta, Magnoliopsida, Fabales, Fabaceae. Gene Ontology annotation, molecular function: chromatin binding.